Anolis carolinensis (green anole) is the source of this 754-nucleotide messenger RNA. RefSeq names its product ATPase H+ transporting V0 subunit e1 (gene atp6v0e1). NCBI's taxonomy places the organism in Eukaryota, Metazoa, Chordata, Lepidosauria, Squamata, Anolidae. Gene Ontology annotation, biological process: proton transmembrane transport. Gene Ontology annotation, molecular function: proton-transporting ATPase activity, rotational mechanism. The record is from RefSeq and is a predicted model, not a curated record. The transcript has 4 exons. Bases 115 to 360 code for a protein of 81 amino acids. Gene Ontology annotation, cellular component: proton-transporting V-type ATPase, V0 domain.
CGAGCGCUCUGAUUGGCCGUGCUUCUCCCAGAGGGCGUGGCCGAGAGAAGGUGGCACCGCAACCUGCCGCUGCUUUCCUGGCCGGCGGCCGAGUCGUGCGCGCAGCAGGGAACCAUGGCGUACGGGGGCCUCGCGGUGCCAAUCAUCGUCAUGAGCGUGUUCUGGGGGGUGGUCGGCGGCGUCCUGCCGUGGCUGGUGCCCAAGGGGCCCAACCGGGGUGUUAUCAACACAAUGCUGGUGACAUGUGCUGUUUGCUGCUAUCUCUUCUGGCUCAUUGCAAUCCUGGCUCAGUUGAACCCACUGUUUGGGCCGCAGUUAAAAAGUGAUAUAAUAUUAUAUCUAAAAGAGCACUGGCCAUAAUGAUGCCUUCUUCUAUUGUGCCUUGCGGACUAGGAUAUGAAGAAAUUUUCUCUAUGGAACUUUCCAUUGAUCCAAAGAUGCUCUUAACAUACUUUGAAUUCAAACAUGUUUCCUGCAAUGCCUUACUAUUUUGUUUACCAUGAGAAUGGAUGUCUAAAACAUUUUCUGUGUUUGUUCUUACACUUUAAAGUGCCUGGUGGAGAUACUGUGCCUCUUCAAUAUAACUUCCUUGCCACAGUGGCUGGAUGGAACCAAGCACUGCUUAUUUCUAAAUAUUUUUCCCUUACCAAUUUUCAUAGCAGUCUAUUUUUUCAAGUAUAACUUGAAUGUUAUCUGAUAAUUUAAAUGAAGGUUAGAGUUUCUAACAUCUGAAAUAAAAGUCUUCUCUGUUUAA